AUGCGUCUGGCUCUUGUCCUGGCUCUUGUAUCCUCCCUACAGAUUUUUCAACAAUCCAGUGUGGAUCCGAAUCAGUUCGAUACAAUUUGGCAAGCUUCUCUCGUAACAGCAGCCUUUCCUAUCGGGAAGUUCAUUGCAACUUGUCUUCUCUCAUUUAACAAUGUUAAUCUUCACAGUGAACUUGAUAGAUGCGCCCGGCUUCUGAUUGUUGGAGCUGUGAUUUCAGCAAUUCCAAUUUUUCGAGUUCUAUUAUCUUUUGUUGGACGAUUCAUAAUGGGAUAUUCUGCUGGUAGUGGAUUUGUCUGUGCACCUGCGGUACUUCGAAUUUCCGUUCCUGAGAGUUUGCGCCCGGUGAACUUUAUGUUUCUAGCAGCUGCAUUUUCUAUGGGGACUUUUCUAGCAAAUUCAAUUUUUCUAAUAUCUGAUCUUAUUCCACCUAACAUAAUUUCUGCAAUUCUCACUGCUGCUGCAGGAAUUUUCUAUCUGGUCCUUCGUCCAGAUGACUAUCCUUUGGAAGAAUGCACUGAAACAGUUUCAAUAGACGGCGAUGCACCAGAACCAAUCAAGAGUUCUCAUCCGGUUCUUUUUGUUUUUGUACUUAUGGUUAUCAAUGUGUCUAUUGGCGUUCCACUAAUGCAAACCUACAGCACUCUCAUAUUUUCUUAUUAUGGAAUGCCCAAGACCUCUGCCUCAAUCGUCUCAGUUUUAUAUCCAAUUCUUCAAUUGAUUCCUAUCAUGAUUUCUACCAGAAUUAAUGUUCAAGGUAUAGAGAAGGAACCCACUUCUCGCAGAAGUGAAUCAUCAAAUUCCAGAAAACGGUUGGUUCUUGGCGGAUACUUGGUGGCUAUUGAAGCUCAGUUUUUCCUACUUCUCACGUCUUCAUAUCCAUAUCUACCGGAGAAACAUCAAAUGAUUGCAAUGACUGUUCUUCUUCUGAUUCUUUCAAUUUCUUUUGUGAUUCCAUGUAACACUGCUCUCUGUAUUUUAUUCGAACAAUUUGAUGGAUCAAAUGUGAAAACUGCCAGUAAAUCAAGAUGUGUCAUGUGGUUUUUGGCUUCUAUCAGCACAUUGACAUUCUCCAAAGUUCUGGAUUCAUAUGGAUUCGCUGUUGCAUUCCUACCAUAUUUUUUUGGUUCAGUUGUUUCCUACGCCAUAAUGCUCUUUAUCUUCCCUUCUAACCAACAAUUUGUAAUUAAACUAUAA
Molecule: messenger RNA, 1203 nt
Organism: Caenorhabditis briggsae
Lineage: Eukaryota; Metazoa; Nematoda; Chromadorea; Rhabditida; Rhabditidae
Exons: 5
Coding region: 1-1203 (400 amino acids)
Source: RefSeq, a predicted model, not a curated record